This is a messenger RNA of Nannospalax galili (Upper Galilee mountains blind mole rat), 4363 nucleotides long. RefSeq names its product gamma-aminobutyric acid type A receptor alpha1 subunit (gene Gabra1). NCBI's taxonomy places the organism in Eukaryota, Metazoa, Chordata, Mammalia, Rodentia, Spalacidae. The coding region runs from base 455 to 1825 and encodes 456 amino acids. The transcript is spliced from 10 exons. Gene Ontology annotation, cellular component: postsynapse; dendrite membrane; synapse. Gene Ontology annotation, molecular function: GABA-A receptor activity; transmitter-gated monoatomic ion channel activity involved in regulation of postsynaptic membrane potential; GABA-gated chloride ion channel activity. Gene Ontology annotation, biological process: signal transduction; chloride transport; monoatomic ion transmembrane transport. The record is from RefSeq and is a predicted model, not a curated record.
UUGUGUCUGCAGCUAGAGAGGAGAUUAAGUCUAGAGCAAUGCAAGUUAAAUUGCGCUGCAUAUAAAAAAUGGGCGGAUUGGUGUCCAGAUCCAGUGGCUGGAACCACCUUCCUUUCUAAAAUAAAAUCUCUGGCAUGAAGUCACCGCCUAUUUCACAUCCGGUUUGCGCUGGGACGUAUUACUACUGUCUUGGUACAGAGAAAUCUUUUGUUGUAUAGCUGCAGAUUGGAUAUUGGGAAGCAAAUUUGGGUGUGAAAUCUUCGUUGCAGGAGCACGCAGAGUCCAUGAUGGCUCAGACCAAGUGAGUGAGCGCGGCGCAGGGACGCCCUCCACCCGGCGCGCCCGCGCUCGCACACUCGCGCGGCUCCGGCUCUCCGCGAUCCUCUCGCACACUUUUCUCCCCGGUCUUGAGCGAUCCGGUGCCCAGAGGGGGCCCGAGCUGCUCAAGCCCGUGAUGAAGAAAAAUCCAGGUUUCUCUGACUAUCUUUGGGCCUGGACUCUCCUUCUGAGCACUCUGUCAGGAAGAAGCUAUGGACAGCCCUCCUUACAAGACGAACUUAAAGACAAUACCACUGUCUUCACAAGGAUUUUGGACCGACUCCUGGAUGGUUAUGACAAUCGUCUGAGACCUGGAUUGGGAGAGCGUGUAACUGAAGUAAAGACUGACAUCUUCGUCACCAGUUUUGGACCAGUUUCGGACCAUGAUAUGGAAUAUACAAUAGAUGUGUUUUUCCGUCAAAGCUGGAAGGAUGAAAGGUUAAAAUUUAAAGGGCCCAUGACAGUUCUCCGGUUAAACAACCUCAUGGCCAGUAAAAUAUGGACUCCAGAUACAUUUUUCCACAAUGGAAAGAAGUCUGUGGCCCACAACAUGACCAUGCCUAACAAGCUCCUGCGGAUCACAGAAGAUGGCACCCUGCUGUACACCAUGAGGCUGACAGUCAGAGCUGAAUGUCCGAUGCACUUGGAGGACUUCCCUAUGGAUGCCCAUGCCUGCCCACUAAAGUUUGGAAGCUAUGCUUAUACAAGAGCAGAGGUUGUCUAUGAGUGGACCAGAGAGCCAGCACGCUCAGUGGUUGUGGCAGAAGAUGGGUCACGUUUAAACCAAUAUGAUCUUCUUGGACAAACAGUUGACUCUGGAAUUGUUCAGUCCAGUACAGGAGAGUAUGUUGUUAUGACAACUCACUUCCACUUGAAGAGAAAAAUUGGUUAUUUUGUGAUUCAAACGUACCUGCCAUGCAUAAUGACGGUUAUUCUCUCCCAAGUCUCUUUCUGGCUCAACAGAGAGUCAGUUCCAGCACGAACUGUCUUUGGAGUGACAACUGUUCUCACCAUGACAACUUUAAGUAUCAGUGCUAGGAAUUCCCUCCCGAAGGUGGCUUAUGCAACAGCCAUGGAUUGGUUUAUUGCCGUGUGUUAUGCCUUUGUUUUCUCAGCUCUGAUUGAAUUUGCCACAGUAAACUAUUUCACCAAGCGAGGGUAUGCAUGGGAUGGCAAAAGUGUGGUUCCAGAAAAGCCAAAGAAAGUGAAGGAUCCUCUCAUUAAGAAAAACAACACUUAUGCUCCAACAGCAACCAGCUACACCCCAAACCUGGCCAGGGGUGACCCUGGUUUAGCUACUAUAGCCAAAAGUGCAACCAUAGAACCAAAAGAAGUCAAGCCUGAAACAAAACCACCAGAACCCAAGAAAACUUUUAACAGUGUCAGCAAAAUUGAUCGACUGUCAAGAAUAGCCUUCCCACUGCUAUUUGGAAUCUUUAACUUAGUCUAUUGGGCCACAUAUUUAAACAGAGAGCCUCAGCUAAAAGCUCCCACUCCACAUCAAUAGGCUCCUUUAUUCACAUUCUGUUGUUCAGUCGUCUGCACUGAGAAUUGCUUUCUGUUCUCAACGCAGUAACUCCUAUCUGCUUUCCUGCCUCUGUCUUAAAGAAUUUGAAGGUUUCCUUAUUUCCAUAACUCAUAUAAGAACAAGAGACCCCUUUCUGACAGUUCAAAGCGGAGCAGACUGUGCAGCUCAGAAACAGGAUUCUGAGAGGAAGCCAGGGAGCAAAAUGUCAGAAGGAGACAGACAAGAGAGGAGAGGAGGGGGAAGAAGGUCCAAAGCCGUGAGCAAAGGUAGAAAAACAGCUUAAGUAUAACCCCCAAGUCAUUUGUAGAUAUAUAUUUCCAAAUAUCCUAAAAAUGCUGUAUAUGUCAAAAAUAUUUUUGUGGGAAGGUGUUUAAAGGGAUGAAUUACAAAUGUUCAAUGAUUUUUUAAAUCUAUGUCUCUAUUGCACAAAUAAUGGUGUGUUUACAUUUUUCUUCUGCUCUGUGUUUUAAAUUGAGUGUAGUUUUAACAUUUUGUUUCUCAAACUCAAAAGUCCCCAGGCUUUGUAUUUUUAAACAUUGCUAAUGUAUUGUUGUUCAAUGUUAUUUUAAAAUUCAUGGAAAUUUCAUAGGGAAAGGGGCAGCUGCUUACUAUAAAACACUCUUAAUCCAAUGGAAAGGAACCCUUUCAAUGGUCUACAUCACUGUCAUCUGAGUUUUUAUCACUAGACUCUAUGAAGAUCACCCUAACACUGAUGUUUACUUGAUAAAAGAAAAUAAAUUACUUAAUGGAAUAAUUUAGAAGCUAUCUCCCUUUCCACUCUUAUUCCCAGAUAGCCUAUUCAUCCAAUAAUCACUCUAUUCUUUCUAUGAAGAUGUUUUUAGAAGGGCAAAACUAUUUUGCAAGCUCUAGUAUUGUUGAAUGUAUUCUUUUAUAUAACUACAUCAAAAGCUUUAGAUUGAAAUUUAUGACUAGCAUACAAAAAUAAAAUAUAUAAAUUACAUAUGUAAAUAUUCAGCAUGAGAUUGUACAUUUUUUACUUUUUUUAAAGUUAUGUUCUUAAAAUAUCAUUUAGAAAUCACCACUCUCCGCUGUUCCCAUGUUGUUAAAUGCUAUGGAGAUACAUUUAGAACCUGCAUUUAAGAACAGAACAGCCUGUAGGAAACAGAUGCCACUUAAAAGAUACUGAGUAGAAAGUCCAAUUAUACUGAGAAAGCUCAGAACCGCUAUUGCCCAGUGUUCAAUCAUAGGUCAGUAGCUCCUGCUCAAGUUCUGCCGUACCACAUUUUUCCUAUUUUAGGCUAUUGUAAUAAAGAAAGAAUAUAGAGAGCACUAGUUCAAGCUAGAAAAUCAACUGUAUAUUAUUGCUCUAUUUGCUGAUACCAACUAUUUCAAUAAGUGCUGUACUAUAUAUAGCAUUCAAUAUAAAAUACAAGGAAGAAUGUACAGGAAAUAGCUUUUAUUGAGUAAUAUUAUUACAUUUCAUUUAUACUGCAGCAAUAUAUUUGUAGGUAAACUAUGUAAGGGCUUUAAAUAAAAGAGGUCCAUUAAUAUUCCUUAUAAAGACUCUAGUCUUUCAUUACUGCCCAGAUGUUUUAGAGGUAAAUAUUUAUGCAGAGGGUAUUUUUGAAGUCUCCUUUUGUCUGAUAGCUUUUCACAGAUAUUUAACUUUAGUCUUCUGAAGUCACAGAUCAUGAUCUAAUUACAUUUACAAGACUCUGACAUAAAGCUUUUAAGGUAAUUGCCAAAUAAGACAAUUAGAAUCCAUAUCUGCGUUUUUAGCAAUGUUUUUCUCAAAUAGCUGCUAUCCAAUGAUGUGGAAAAAUACGUUGCUCAUAUUUUCCUAAAGAAAUAAAAACAAGAACAACAACAACAAAAACAACAACAACAACAAAAUCAAACCUCUGGUUGUCAUUUUAAAUGUGCUUCAUUGUUUGAUUGGUUCUGCCUAAAUUUCUUAAGCUAGGGGAAAAAAAGGCUGAACCAAGGACAUUUUACAUGUAGAUAUUAUGUAUAGAAAAUAAAAGAAAUUAUGGCUCUAACAUCUGUGUUGCUGUUUAUCGUGUUAUUUUUCGACGUUAAUGUUUUUUGGGAGCAUUUUAUCUUUAGAGUCUUCAUGGCUAGCUUUUGGUCUGUAUUUUUGCUCAUUAGAUGUGACUAUUUCUUACUGGUCUGCAAUUACUGCAUAGCUGUCAUUUCUGAGUUCUUUAGUACAUGUGUUCUACUGUGUAAAUUGAUUGCAUACUUAUCAAAGACAAUAUCCUCUGUAGUUUUUCAACAGCGCUUUACUAAACCAUGUAAUACUAGUUAAGUCUUACUUAAAAAUAAAGAUACACUCUUAUAGAGGAUAGUUCCUGUUGACUCCCAGGAAUAUUUUUAAAUGAUGACACUGAAUGUUUAUUGCACCUUAGUGCACUGAAGUGGCAAUAACACCUAACCUGAGUCAAGGUCAUUUAUGGCAGAUGCAUGUCUCCCUUUACAGUGUUUAGCAAAAGCUCUUAAUUUUAUGUCAUACUGUAUUCUAUUAUAAUAAUAAAGCUAACAUUAUUCAAUAAUAAA